This is a messenger RNA of Vespa mandarinia (Asian giant hornet), 1321 nucleotides long. It is a transcript of the gene D1, whose product is annotated as D1 chromosomal protein. Lineage: Eukaryota; Metazoa; Arthropoda; Insecta; Hymenoptera; Vespidae. The record is from RefSeq and is a predicted model, not a curated record. Gene Ontology annotation, molecular function: DNA binding.
GGUUGGAUCAGUCGCAUCUCGCUAUUCGUGCAGGGAGUUGUAUACGAGUCGCUUUCUGUAAUACGUAUACAAAGCAUAGCCUGAAGAAGAAAACGAUGCGCUAUUAUCAAAAAAUGAAAAACUGAAAGAGAAGAGUGAAAGAAAAAGAGGGAAGGGUGAAAGAAAGGGAAAAGAGAGAGAGCGGGAAUAAGAGGAAGAGAAAAAGAGAAGAGCGUAAAGAGUCAAGCUUCUUGCCGACUUAACGUGAAAGACCGUGUAUCUUCAGUGCAUAGCGUAGAAACGCACGGUGUCUCUCGUAACCGGCAUAUCACGACGCGCGCACCGGCAAUCGCCUUUGUCUGUCCGCCACACUACGCAAAUUCCGAGUGACAAAUAUCGCUAAAUAUGUCAGACGACAAUUCACCUGUUGUGGAAGAACAGAAAAAAAAAAGAGGUCGGCCAGCGAAAACAGAUAAGAAUACUGUUAAAGAACCAAAAAAGAGAGGUAGACCAACUUCAGAAAAAUAUAAUGCAGUACGUGCAACAAAAUCUGAUAAUGAGGAUGAUGCCCCACCAGGACCUGUUAAAAAGGGUAGAGGUCGACCGAAAGGUUCGCAUAAGAAAAAACAAGGACCUCCAAAAGGCAUAGCUCCUUCAGGUCGAGGACGUGGUAGACCAAAAAAAGUAGAAGAGAAACCUGAAAGUACUGGAGAAGAAGAAGAUGAACAGGAAGAGGAAGAAGAAGAAGAGGAAAAUUGAACAAUAUGAAAUCAUCUGUUUUAUCUAAAACAUUUUUGCUAAUUAUUCAAUCUUUGUGUUAAAAUUAUUUUUUAUAUUAUUAUGAAAAUAUCAAAAAGUAAAUUUAGUGAGAAUGAUAAAUAAUUUCCUAAAAAGAAAGAUUUUGUAUAUUGAAAAUUAUUUGGGAUAUUAUAUAUUUGCAUAUUUCACAUUUGGAGAAGUGAUCGUAAAUGUAUAAAAUAUAUGAAAUAAUUUUAGUCCACUAAAAUACUUUUUGUAUUAUGUAUUGUUCUUUAAUUGCAAGAAAAUGUAAGUUCUAAUCGCGUCAAGUUUUCAUCAAGAUAUCUAUGUUUCAUAAAUUAAUUUAAAAUUCCUAGAUGCAUUUAAAAUUUUUGUAUUUUAUAAGGUAUAUUAUAUGGUCUUGCAUCACUUUUCCACUACCUCCUCUACUUCUAUAUCUUAUGCUAUAAUUCUAUAACACAAGAUGAUGUACCAUUAUAAGAGAUAGAACACAAACAAGGGAAUAUUAGCAUUUUUGAAACAAGCAUAUGUGUGAAUGUCAAAUUUGUAUUAAAGUAAAUAAAUUCAUGAAAUACUCUUAUUA